GUUGAUCAGAAGUGCUUGACAUGUUGAAGGGAGAGUGAGAGCUUUAACCUUCUGCGAUCAUGAAGGUCUUUCAAACCAGAAUCCUGCAUCUAAAUAUAUGGGUGUUCAUUUAUUUACUGACUUAUGCAGAUUAUUCCAAAUCAAAUCAAGAGCCAAGGAUUCGGCAGCACAUCCACAAAACAGUGUUUGUGGGGGAAACAGUUACACUUCACUGCAACAAAACCCCACAUGAUGAUCAUUUAACAUGGAAAAUGAACAGCUCUGUUAUUUUUAGUUAUGACUCGACCAAUAACAGAACUAUGAGAAACUUCAGCUCAAACAGGAUUCACAUCAACACAGCCGUUCCAAGAGAUUUAAAAAUACAUCAAAUACAAGCGUCUGAUGCAGGAAACUACUCCUGUUAUCCAGCAGCAAUAAGAUGGACAUUAACAAUAACAGAAAACAGACCAGCAUCACCCAAACAAAUGCCUCUCUACAUCAUCAUCAUCUCAUGUUCUGGAGUUAUUAUGGUCUUUCUGAUAAUCACCAUCAGCUUCUGCAUUCACAGGAGAUGGAAAAACAGAAAAGAUUUAAGUCACAGAGAAACAGGACAGGACUUUUCACAGGCACCAGCCAGAGGGAGGAUACAGACUCAAACCAGUCAGUACUUUGAGAGAUACAACUCGGUGUAUGGACAAGUAUGAUGUCAUUUUUUCUUUUCUUUUCAGAAAAGUUAAACAUUUUACAUCAGAUAACUUUUUGAUAUUUAAGUAGCAAUUGCCUGUGUAACCUAAGUCAAUUGAACAAGUACACAAGGGCAGGGCUGGACUUUUGCACACACUGGUGCUACAGAGGUUGAAAGUUUUGUAUAGCACAGGCCACACAGUGUAGCACAAGUAUAAAAAACGUGUUACCAUCUCUGAAAACAGCCACGAGAAGUGCAGCCCAUCACCUAAACAGGCAUGUGACUGACAAAGGGCAUUAAUCUUCCAUACAGGACACACAAAAUACAAACCUUAACCAGAAAUAUUUUCAGACACAUUUUCUUUAUUUGCCAAAAAUGG
Rhinichthys klamathensis goyatoka is the source of this 1043-nucleotide messenger RNA. RefSeq lists its product as uncharacterized. The transcript is spliced from 5 exons. Bases 60 to 683 code for a protein of 207 amino acids. The record is from RefSeq and is a predicted model, not a curated record. NCBI's taxonomy places the organism in Eukaryota, Metazoa, Chordata, Actinopteri, Cypriniformes, Leuciscidae.